GAGUUCAAAGUGACGCUUUUUAAUUUCCGAAUAAUUUGUAUUGAAAAAUGGCCGGCUGUAAGAAUAUUCUUGAUCUCCCUGUGGGGGCAAUUAGCUUGAUAUUUAGUCACGUUGAGGAAUUGAAUGAUCGCCUACAAUUGGCCCAAGCUCAUCCCAUACUGGCGAAGGGAUUUGCCCUUUUUGCCGCCAACGCGCACCGCAAUGUCGACUGUGACGAUCUGCCUAUUUCGUACUGGUCAAAAAUAUUGCAACAUGCUGGUGCAUCUGUGGUCAGCCUUUCGUUGCGCAACAAAGACCAUGUUGUGGCUCUACUAAAGCUGGCCUCCGAUCAUUGCCCCAAUUUGGAGGAGUUAAAUAUUCAUAUACAAUACGAGUCUUGGGGCGUAAUUGCGCCGAUGCUCUCGUCACUGAAAAAAUUAAUCAGAAUCUCGCUGCAAAACAAUUUUGUUGGGGUUGACUUCAUCGAUACUCUGCAUGAAUUACCACUGCUGAGGAGUUUGCUCUUGGUUGGGUUCCCCCUUAAAAACUUGAGGCGAAUCCAUGAGUUGCAUUGGUUAACAACAUUGCGCAUAAUCAAUAGGAAUGCGAUCGAUGUAUGCCUUUGGUUUGCCCCAUUGAAAAACUUAAUAAACAUGGAAAUAAUGGUCGCCUAUGUAGGCUGCCCGGACAUUCCAGAUUGCAAAGGGCUGUGGCCAGAAAUGGAGUUCCUCAACCUUACUUAUGUCACAUUUCCAUCCGAAAAAUGUCAGAACAGGAGUCUGCCAUAUCUGCCGAGUCUAAAGCAAUUAAACAUUGGGGAGACCAUACCAUUAAUGAAACUUUCCCAGGUGUUUGGCAGCUCCGCGUCAAAGUAUGCAAAUACUUUGUGUCGCAUUCGUUUUCUCUACGAGGGUCAAGCGCUUGAUGCUGAAGAUGCAAACACCAUUUCCGAAUUGAAGGCACUGACACAUGUUUGCUUGCCGGGCGUCAGUAAUAAAUUCAUUGGACUCAUCAAGUCGGAUAGCCUGCAGGAGCUGUUCGUGCGUCACUCGGACAAUUUGACCAACUCGGGAGUUUUGCGUGUGCUGAGUGGAUGUAAAAAUUUGCGUAUCAUUGAUUUCUUUGGCUGUAAAUUCGUUAAUAAGAAAAUGGUUGAGCCGGCGCUCAAGAUUCUAAAGAAGAAUGGCGUUCAGCCCGAUAAGCCAGUGGAAAUGCGUGUAAAUUACGAAUUUGGAAAUCAUAUUUCUUUUGACGAUCUGACAUUGUUGGUCAUCAGACGUUCGACAGCUGAUGGCCGCUUUAUCUGAGGCAACUGGAACCGAACAAGCUAUCAAAAUUACCUAAUAAGAAUUUCUGAUAUUUUUUUUUUGGGUGAUUUCU
Molecule: messenger RNA, 1359 nt
Organism: Drosophila subobscura
Lineage: Eukaryota; Metazoa; Arthropoda; Insecta; Diptera; Drosophilidae
Exons: 3
Coding region: 48-1286 (412 amino acids)
Source: RefSeq, a predicted model, not a curated record